AUGGACAUCGCCACCGACCUCCGCGACAUUAUAGAUUGCCCGCCCACAGAAACCCCUUAUACUGCCCUAAAGGAGGCUCUCAUUUCCCGCAUUUCCCUCUCAACGCAAAAACGUCUCCAACGCUUAAUUUCUGAGGAAGACCUCGGUGACAGGAAGCCUACGCAGCUUCGUAGGCGUUUGGAGCAGUUGGCAGACGGACAAAAGCUGGAUGCCACCAUGUUCAAGCAACGUUUCUUCCAAAGGUUGCCUCCUUCUGUGCAAGCCAUCCUUGCGCCUAACAUUUCUUCUUCGACUGUUCAGAUGCUCGCAGAGACUGCUGACCGAAUACUCCAGUACUACCAGCCUCCUGCUAUGGUUAACGUCGCUAGUCGAAGCACAACUGCCCCCACAAUCGAGGAUGUCGUCAAACGCCUGGAUGCCCUCACUCUCGAAGUUUCCCAGCUCCGGGCCACUCGUGUCUAUAACCCUCGUAGUCCUACAAUUUCUCGCCGCCCGAGAUCUCCCACUCCAAACAAACCAACAGUUGAUGGUUUCUGUUGGUAUCAUCACAAUUAUGGUUCUAACGCCCAUCGCUGCCACUCUCCGUGCAGAUAUAAAAGACCCGAGUCGGAAAACUCCCCUGCCGACCAGUAA
This is a messenger RNA of Spirometra erinaceieuropaei, 633 nucleotides long. The record is from the annotation of a GenBank genome assembly. NCBI's taxonomy places the organism in Eukaryota, Metazoa, Platyhelminthes, Cestoda, Diphyllobothriidea, Diphyllobothriidae.